This is a messenger RNA of Amphibalanus amphitrite, 2515 nucleotides long. Its product is annotated as Krueppel-like factor 8. Lineage: Eukaryota; Metazoa; Arthropoda; Thecostraca; Balanomorpha; Balanidae. The coding region runs from base 609 to 1346 and encodes 245 amino acids. Gene Ontology annotation, molecular function: RNA polymerase II cis-regulatory region sequence-specific DNA binding; DNA-binding transcription factor activity, RNA polymerase II-specific. The record is from RefSeq and is a predicted model, not a curated record. Gene Ontology annotation, biological process: regulation of transcription by RNA polymerase II. The transcript has 6 exons.
AGAAAUCGUCGGCUGCCAGCGGACACGGUUCGCCCCGCCCCGCCCUCCGCCGGGCACAUCUCUAACGCCGGGCGGGUUUGCGGCCGUGCAGAGCUCUGGGCGGAGCGGCGGCCCGCCCGCGCCCGGCGUCGGCGCCACCACCGCCAGUCCGUUCGCAGCUCUUCGUCGGAGCGGUCGGAGGGGCGGUGCUCGGCAAAUUUGCAUCAGAAAGCGCUCGCUGCCGCCCGGUUUUGGUGAAUUGGCGAGUAGUGCUCAGUCGGUCUGCCGGUCGCGGACGGUCAGUGACGCUUUGUCUGGCUCUGGUGUGUGUCUCUGAGAGGUUUGGUCACCUGAGACGCUGAGACAGACCACGGAGUCCCCACCGACUACAUUGGAGAGACGCGUUGAGGUCUCGCCUGCUUUCCUGUUCAAUGGUGACGGUGGCAGCCGCCGCCGGGCUGCACUAGCCGCCCCGAGCCACUUCGCCCCUUGAGGUCACCCUAGAUCACCAGAGGUCACCAGAGGUCACCGAGGUCACCGCUGGUCACCGGUCCCGGCCCACGGUCACCAUUCCGGCCGCGUUGUUUUCCACAGCGCCGUACUGCGGCGGUCAGCUGAAGCCUGCAUCGAUGCACGCAGAAAUGACGUCCAAAGAGGCCGACUGCGCCCCAGAGCAGAUGGAGCCGGUGGACCUCAGCAUCAACAAGUUGACGGCUGCCGGCCACGCGCGACUCAAGGAGGCCACCCGGCCGGACGUCGUGCUGAACAUCCCCCACUUCACCUCCAGCGAGCUCACCGUCAUCAAGACAGAGUCACCGAUCAGCGAUAACGACAAGUCGGGCUCGACGUCACCUUCUGACUCGCCCUCGCCGAGGUCGCCCCCGUCGGACCUGCUGCCCGGCCGGUACAGCUCGCCGUUCGACUUCCACUCCUGCUUCCCGACGCUGCUGGCGCUGGAGAAAAUCCAGGGCUACAACCAUGCCCGGCUGCCCUCUUCAGUGUCCCUCUCUGGGUCUGCGGACGUGCACCACAGCGUCUUCUCCAACCUACCCGCCUCAGACGGUCAGCAGCCCUCCAGCAAGGCGGCCGCUGAGGCGCGCCGGAAAAAGUCGCACCGCUGCGACUACACCGGCUGUGGAAAGGUCUACACCAAGAGCUCGCACCUCAAGGCGCACAAGCGCACCCACACAGGUGAAAAGCCGUACGAAUGCACGUGGGAGGGCUGCAACUGGAAGUUUGCGCGCUCCGACGAGCUGACGCGGCACUAUCGGAAGCACACCGGCCAGAAGCCGUUCCGGUGUACGCAGUGCAACCGCUCGUUCUCGCGCAGUGACCACCUGUCCCUGCACGCGCGGAGGCAUGUGUGACGCUAGUGACGUCUGGGCAAGGACGACCGAAACUCUAGUGUUGCUGCCCGCCGCCGAAUGGCGCCACCGAGCGCAUGGACGCCCUGUGACCGGUGAUCGGACGCCCCCGCGCCGCGGGUCACAUGCUCGCGAAUGAGUGGGUGACGUCAUUUGAUUUUGCAAAUGGUACAAAGAUACCGUGCUGAUUGGGAGCGGGUUCGGGCGCGGUCCCCACGCCCUGUCCGGCCGCGAAAGGCCCGAGUUCAUACUGUGACACCACCGGUCUCCGCCCAUCGAGGCAUGGGCGCACGCACACAAAGUAGGAAAUAUGAUGUACAUUACUAAUUUAUACAUGUGUGCCUACCGGUGCUCGUCAGGUGCUUAAAGCAUUCUUACAGGGUUGUGAACACGAUGGUCUCAAGAUGAAUUCCCCCCGAAAAAGGAGUGCUAGCUGGAGACGGUUUCUAAGCCCUCGAUAGGUGGCGCAGUCCACAGCCUAGCCAGCCAGAUUCGGAAUCUACUCUGUGUAGUUGGAUAUCACUUUAAAAUCAGCCGGCCUUAUGAAUGACAGUGUUCUGGGAUCGACCUGUCUCCAUCUUGUAUCGCGCUUCUACAUCUUGUCAAUUCGAACGCCUUCGACCAGUCCUAAGUCGACCUUUUAGCGUCAGACCGCUGUUAAGAGUGGCACGGGGCCUCCGGACCCGAAAUCCGGCCCCUCGCCGGGCCUACGGGCUGCGUCCCGUGAAAAGCCUGCUGUCUUUCGAGCUGCAGUGGCCACCAGUGCCGCCUGCGCGUGCCUUAUCACCCCUGUCUGUGACUGUCCGCGGAAAGAGCGAGAGGGGAGAGAGAGGGACAGAAAGCAAGAGAAAGAAAGAGAGAGAGAGAGAGAGAGAGAGAGAGAGAGAGAGAGAGAGAGAGAGAGAGAGAGAGAGAGAGAGAGAGAGAGAGGGAGGGAGAGGGCGUGUGUGUCCCAGUGGAGUCUCUCGUCAGUCCGCGCCCGCCCCAGACAGGAGUGACGCCUUAGCGGUACCUGAAGAUGGCUUAUUCCCUGAACAACUCGAGACCAAUCCCGUGCCAAGUCAUAAUUGUUAUAUUUUUGUAUGCGUAGAUGACUGAGCCUUGUUCGAGGGCCUACUUUGUACAUUCCAUAUUGUAUAGUGCAAAAUAUAUAAACUAUAUAUUGUAUCAAA